Molecule: messenger RNA, 2610 nt
Organism: Fraxinus pennsylvanica
Lineage: Eukaryota; Viridiplantae; Streptophyta; Magnoliopsida; Lamiales; Oleaceae
Source: the annotation of a GenBank genome assembly
AUGGACUUCUUGCUACUUCAGUUGUUGAUUUCCCUUCUCCUGCUUCCUAGUUUGGGUACUGAACAAAAUUCCACUGACGGCAUAAUUAAUUUUCAAGUUGGUGUAGUUCUUGAUUUGGAUUCACCGGUAGGGCGUACAGGACAGGACUGCCUUUCCUGGGCUCUUUCUGAUUUUUAUUCAUUUCAUAGGAACUAUACAACUAAGCUGGUUCUCCAUCUGUGGGAUUCAAAGGAAACAGUUAUUGAUGCUGCUGCUGCUACUCUUGAUUUGCUGCAAAAUGUUAAAGUGGAUGCUAUCAUUGGUCCUCAAAAAUCUACACAGGCCAACUUUGUGAUGGAUCUCGGAGAUAGAGCUCGUGUACCUAUCCUUUCUUUCUCUGCCACAAGUCCUUCUCUUAUCCCUCGAACUCAUUAUUUUGUUCAAACAGCUCAAAGUGAUGCUGAUCAGGUUGAGGCCAUUGCUUCCAUAGUUGAGGCCUUCAGCUGGAACCAGGUCGUCAUAAUUUACGAAGACACGGAAUAUGGUAAUGGAAUUAUCCCUCAUCUGUCUAAUGCAUUACAAGAAGUCAAUGCUCGAGUUUCACAUAGAAGUGCAUUUCCAAAAUCUGCCACCGAUGAUUAUAUAUGCAAAGAACUAGAAAAGAUGAUGACCAUGCAGACAAGAGUUUUUGUGGUGCACAUGUCACAACGUGUUGGUGCCAGGCUCUUUCUAAAAUCAAAAGAGUUGGGAAUGAUGAAUAAUGGUUAUGCUUGGAUUGUUACCACUGGCCUGACAGAUCUAUUCAGUUUGAUGGAUUCUGAUGUUGCUGAAGCCAUGCAAGGUGUUUUGGGUGUAAAGCCUCUAAUCCCAAAACGUAAAGCACGUGACGGUUUUACUCAUAGAUGGAAUGCGAAGUCUCUUCAGGCUGAUGGCAAUAUCAAACCAACAGAAGUAAGUAUUUUUGGCCUUUGGGCAUAUGAUACCCUGUGGGCACUUGCUAUGGCAGCAGAAAGAGUGGGAAAUAAGCAUCUGAUUGCAAUAAAGAAUGGUGUUGAUUCCAAUUCCGAAUUCCCAUUUUCUUUAGGAGUUUCUGAAACUGGUCCUAAACUUCUCAAAGAAAUAUUACGAACAAGGUUCGAAGGACUAGCUGGGGUUUUCCAUCUUGCUGAUGGACAACUAGUGCAGACACCUUAUCAAAUAGUAAAUGUUGUUGGAAAAAGCGAGAGACAGGUAGGAAUUUGGUCACCCUCCCACGGAAUUUCCAAGGAAGUGAUUCUGAAUGUCUCCACUUCUUACUCAACCUCAAAGGAAAAUUUUAGGAGGAUUGUUUGGCCAGGGAACUCUGAAAUAGCACCAAAGGGGUGGGAAUUUCCAGUUAGUGGUAAAAAGCUAAGAAUCGGAGUGUCAGAAAAAUCUGGUUUUAACGAAUUCCUGAAAGUGGCGAGGGAUCCUCAAAGUAAUGCUAUCGAAGUUAGUGGAUACUUUAAAGAGGUGUUUGAUUCUGUCAUGGCAGCAUUACCAUAUUCUGUGCCAUAUGAGUACGCUCUUUAUCACUUCGAAAAUUCUGACGGUUCAAAUGCUGGGAGUUACAAUGAUCUUGUAUAUCAAGUUUCUUUGCAGAAGAAAUAUGAUGCUGCUCUGGGAGAUAUAACAAUUACUUCUAACCGAUCAAUCUAUGUCGAUUUCACUUUUCCAUAUGCAGCAGGAGGAGUUGCUAGUGUUGUGCCAAUUAAAUAUGAUGAUGGAAAUGAUAAAUGGACGAUUUUGCAGCCCUUAACCAAAGAACUUUGGCUAAUGUCUGCUACAUUUUACAUUUUUACUGGUCUGUCAAUAUGGAUCCUUGGAAAAAGGAUUGACGCCAAUUGUCGUGAUUCUGCGGGUCAACAAUGCGGCAUGAUUUGUUGUUUUCCAUUCUUUCCUGGACAAGGAAUUGAAGGAAAUUUAAUUUGUCUGGUUUUGGUCACAUGGGCAUUUGUUGCAAAUUUGUUAAUCUCAACUUACACUGCUAGCUUGUCAUCAAGAUUAACAGUACAGAGGCUUCAACCAGCUGCCACCGAUGUGAUGGAACUUAUUAGGAGUAGAAACUACAUUGGUUGUCAAGAAGGAUCCUUUCUUGUUGAUUUCUUAAAAGGCUUAGGAUUUGAAGAAUCAAAAAUUAGGACAUAUAAAUCUACUCGUGAUUGUGAUGAAGCUUUGACAAAGGGAAGUAGUAAUGGAGGUAUAUCAGCAUAUUUUGAUGUUUUGCCUCACAUAAUGCUCUUCUUAUCUGAAUUCUGUGGCAAGUACAUGAUAGUUGGUCCUACCUAUCGUACGGGUGGAUUUGCUUUUGCUUUUCCUAAAGGCUUGCCUUUAGUUGCUGAUGUCUCUCGUGCCAUAAUUCAAUUGACAGAAAAUGGUACGAUUGUAGAGAUUGGUCAAAUGAAUUCUAGUAAUCCAGCAUGUGCAGGACCAGAAAGUGCUAUCACCCCAAGCAGCAUGACAUUGCAAAGCUUUCAGAUACAUCAUGAAAAUCGACCUCUCAUCUCAUUCCAAGGCUGGACAUACAAAAAAUCAGAUUCUGAGAACUUGAGGAAGUUGAUUGAAAGCAGCUAUAGGCUUCAUCAAUUUUGUGCAACAAGAUGCAACGUAUAG